AUGGGCAUCAAUACAUCACUAAUCAAAGAUGCUGGCUUGCAGGUCAUCUGGCUGGUCCCGUUGGCAACAAUCAUCUUCUCGCCCGGUGCGCUUACCUUCGGAACCUAUCUCGACAGCGAGACGAUCGAUCUCAACGUUCCCACGCUGAACUUCUCGAUCGAGUCCACAAAAGACUGGCGCCAUCCGGUGAAGUUGGCCGACGGAAGCAACAAGAGAUCGAUGAUGUAUUACAAUACUACAGAUUUAUCUGGUACUGCACCAGGGUGGUUUGACUAUUACGAUCAGCCCUCGGCGGAGUUAAGACGUGUCGCUCUUCUGCUGGCUUAUAGCAACGUGGACCGUCCCAACAUCAGGCAAGAUGCUCGACAAGACGCUUGUGGAGGGCGGUACAAUUGCACGUACGAACAAAGCUUUGUUGGGCCGAGCUACCAAUGCGAAGAAAUAGCAAGUGCUGCAGAUGACGAUAAGAGACUAACGGAAUUGGGUGCGCCCUUCAACAUGAGCAUUUUGGCACCGCGAGGCCGCUUCGUUUACUACGCCGACGUCGACGAGGGCGAAUAUGCCCGCCCGCAAGCUGACAACUUCCGCAAAGGCUCGGGUGGUAUACCUGAUGGUGAAAUUCCAGUCAACCUGGGUGUCUUCAAGUCAGAACCUGCGCUCUGGAUUGGCUAUGCGUUCAAUUCCACAGUAAAGCUUGCGGAAGACGAUCCUCUUGCAAAGACCUGGACACAUCGCUAUGAUGCGCGAAUCAUGCGCUGCAUACAUAUGGAGACUAAGUAUACAGUCAGCUGGAACUUCACUGAACCCUUCUUCAAUUCAACGGUCAAGCUAGAACCGCAGAGGCCUAUUGUAGAUACCAGCUUUCUGCGGGGAGUCGACGGCAAGAUCAACUAUACCCUCGAUCCGGGACCAGCGGAAAAAUACAUCAGUCCUCGGAGCGAUGUAGGCCUCUACAAGAAAAUUGCCGCAUACCAUGCUGUUGGCGACAUGUUCAGGGACUUUCUCCGCGGACACGUCGAUCUCGAACCGCCAUUGCCAGGACCAUACUACGCACAAGUCUAUUCUGAUGUCACGAAGACACGACUGGUCCAGAAGAACAGCGAGCCUAAGCAAAACCUAACGGCUGAGAUCGAGACCUUCUACUCAGACAUGGUUUUGUCAUUGCUGUCAGCGCCAGAGAUGAUAGCAGUCGCCGAAGAACAGCUUACAGUGAACCGCUCGCGACUCCAAUCCUCAUUCGUCUACGUCCCCGAACGGCUCUGGCAGUGUUAUGCGCCGGUCAUCUUCAUCACACUCCUCAUCCUCCUCUUCGGCGCUUUCACAAUCUGGCAAGACGGAACGACAUUCUCGACUGGCUUCUCUCGCAUUCUAGUAACCACACGCAAUACCACCCUAGACGACAUUAGCCGUGGCGCAUGUUUGGGCAAUGACCCUUUUCCACUGGAAUUGAUGCACACUAGACUCAAGUUUGGUGUUCUUGCGAACAGUAACGACCCAGAGUACAUGAGGGAACAUGGGUAUCAGGGGAUUAGUGACUUCCACAGUGUAAACCAUUGUGCUUUUGGCGUUGCUUCGGAAAUCGCGCCUAUCAUUAGAGGCGCGCCGUAUGCUGGGUUGACGAGGCGGCACAAUGGAAAGACGUGA
Molecule: messenger RNA, 1644 nt
Organism: Alternaria ventricosa
Lineage: Eukaryota; Fungi; Ascomycota; Dothideomycetes; Pleosporales; Pleosporaceae
Exons: 2
Coding region: 1-1644 (547 amino acids)
Source: RefSeq, a predicted model, not a curated record